Rana temporaria (common frog) is the source of this 1198-nucleotide messenger RNA. RefSeq names its product sulfatase modifying factor 1 (gene SUMF1). The transcript is spliced from 10 exons. NCBI's taxonomy places the organism in Eukaryota, Metazoa, Chordata, Amphibia, Anura, Ranidae. The record is from RefSeq and is a predicted model, not a curated record. The coding region runs from base 32 to 1057 and encodes 341 amino acids. Gene Ontology annotation, cellular component: endoplasmic reticulum.
ACUCCUCCCGGGGGUCACAUGACCGGGGAAGAUGGCGGCGCGCAGUGUCUCUGUGUUGGUCGCUCUCUUUUCUCUGGUCGGUCCGGUGACGGUCGGGGCGGAUUGUGGCUGCGGAUCGGCCAGCAGGGGGGGCGGGGCUCCCGGAGAUCACACCCACCAGACGGCGACGGCAUUCAAAUACUCCCGGGAGGCCAAUGAGCGGAGGGGCGGGAUGGUUUUGCUCCCCUCGGGGGCGUUCUCUAUGGGGACGGAUGACCCCGGGAUCCCUCCGGAUGGGGAGGGGCCGGCCCGGCGGGUUCACAUCGAUUCCUUUUAUAUGGACAUGUAUGAGGUCAGCAAUGCGGAAUUCUCCCGGUUUGUGGAGGACAGCGGUCAUGUGACCGAGGCAGAGACCUUCGGGGACUCCUUUGUAUUUGAAGGACUGCUGAGUGAGAAAGUGAAGAGCGGGAUCGAUCAGGCGGUCGCUGCUGCCCCCUGGUGGCUGCCGGUGAAAGGAGCGGACUGGAGGCAUCCGGAGGGGCCCGACUCCGACAUCGCCCCCCACAGAUUGGAUCAUCCGGUUCUUCACGUCUCCUGGAACGACGCCGUCGCUUUCUGCUCCUGGGCCGGGAAACGCCUUCCGAGCGAAGCGGAGUGGGAAUACGCCUGCCGGGGCGGCCUGGAGAACAGACUCUUCCCCUGGGGGAACAAGCUGGAGCCGAAGGGGCAGCACCACGCCAACCUCUGGCAGGGCGACUUUCCGACCACCAACACCGGAGAGGACGGAUAUGUGAAGACUUCGCCUGUCACCGCUUUCCCCCCCAAUGGUUUUGGACUUUACAAUAUGGUGGGAAACGCCUGGGAAUGGACGGCAGAUUGGUGGACCACCCAGCACUCGGCCGAUGAAGCUCGGAACCCGAAAGGUCCGAUCUCCGGGAAGGACCGAGUGAAGAAGGGCGGAUCAUACAUGUGCCACAAGUCUUAUUGCUAUAGGUACCGAUGUGCGGCUCGCAGCCAGAACACCCCGGACAGCUCCGCCUCCAAUCUCGGCUUCCGUUGCGCUGCAGACGCCAACUAGCCCGGCCGAAGCGGCAGCAGCAGCACCGAAGCCAAUCACAGGCCGGGACACCCCCGUGUGGAAAGUCCCAUCACAGACUUGAAGAUUUACAAUCAUUAUGUGUGUCAGCCAAUCAGAAAUUAACCAAUCAUGAAGCUGCAA